UUCAAAUCACACACAGAAAACGGAAGUAAACAUUCAACAACGUUAAAGGGUAUUCCACAUUUUCAAGCUUUGAAUCAUCAAAAACAUCCAGCUAGGGUUUGAAAUUUGAUUUUAGAUAACACAAAAUCAAAAUCAAACCCCAUAUUUUGGAGACCACCACUUUCUUUUUCUUUGGUCAAUCUUUUACAUUAGUUCAAAAGAAUUCAAAGACGUGUACAGUGUGAUUAUUUUCCACGAUAGUUUGUGGUAUAAAUAAGGUGAGGUUGAGGUUUGUCAUAAUCAUCAUUCAUCCAAGCAGAGAUCUUCAGCUUCAUAUUAUAUCAGUUUAAACAGAGCGCAAGUGUUUGGAAAGAACUGGAAUCUUGAUUCAAGGAGCUUUUUAACUGUUAUGGGUUUAUCCUUCUCACUAUUAUCAUCAGCCUGGGAAGAAAUCUUGAAACAUGGCUUCCUAGAUCUCCCUUACGAUCUCGAUAACCUCGAAAACCGAUUAAGAUCCGAUAGUUUCAAGAAAACCGAAUCGGAAUCCGAAGUGAUCUCCAAAAGUUCCACUGAUUCUUGUCCUACCAGUGGAAGAAGAAACUCAAUCAGUUUAAAGAACUGUGAACCCUUGAAGAUCAUGCUAGAAACCACCCUUUCUUUCAAGAAUUUGCUUCAGGAUAUCCGAAAGCCCGAAUCCGAAAACCCGAAUCUUGAAACGGGUUCUGCAAACCUUCUCCCCGAACCCGUUGUUUUCUUUUCGCCCCGACCUGUUAGUGAACUCAAUGCUGCAGCUACUACAGUUCAGAAAGUAUACAAAAGCUACCGAACACGAAGAAGCCUAGCCGAUUGUGCCGUUGUUGCUGAAGAACUAUGGUGGAAGGCUUUAGAUUUUGCAGCUUUGGACCGAAGCUCCGUUUCGUUUUUCAAUGUCGAGAAACACGAAACUGCGGUUUCACGGUGGUCGAGGGCUCGGACUAGGGCUGCUAAGGUGGGAAAGGGCUUGUCGAAAGACGAAAAGGCUCAAAAACUGGCCUUGCAACAUUGGCUCGAAGCGAUUGACCCACGCCAUCGCUAUGGCCACAAUUUGCAUAUCUACUAUGAUCUUUGGUUCGAAAGCGAAAGCAGCCAACCCUUCUUCUACUGGUUGGAUGUCGGAGAUGGCAAAGAAGUAAAUCUCGAGAAGUGUCCGAGGGCGCGUAUGCAACGUCAAUGCAUCAAGUACUUAGGACCCAACGAAAGGGAAUCAUACGAAGUGAUUGUUGAAGACGGAAAGCUCAUUUUUCGGCAAAGCGGUUUGCUUUUGGAAACCAUCGAGGGUUCCAAAUGGAUCUUCGUUCUAAGCACAACGAGGAACUUGUACGUUGGCCAGAAAAUGAAAGGGCUUUUUCAGCAUUCGAGCUUUCUAGCCGGUGGCGCCACCACCGCCGCCGGACGAUUAGUCGCCCACGGCGGAGUUCUUGAGGCUAUUUGGCCAUACAGUGGUCACUACCUUCCAACUGAAGAGAAUUUCAGGGAAUUCAUUUGUUUCUUAGAGGAAAACCAUGUUGAUCUCACAAAUGUAAAGAGAUGUUCGGUUGACGAUGAUGACGUGAGUGUCGGCUUUUCGUUUAAGGUCGCCGAGAACGAAACAAAGCCUAAACCACUGGUCAUUCCACAUCCAAGACCGGUGGACAUUCUUCGUACACCUACUCGUGUUGAGCGUCCAAGUGCAUCUAAAGUAGACGCACCCAGGCCAGUUUCGGCCCGUCGGCUGGAAGAGAUCAAGGCAAGCCCAAUGCGGUACGACCUGGCUAACCGUUUGUCUUGCAAGUGGUCAUCCGGAAACGGGCCCCGAAUCGGCUGCGUUCGGGAUUAUCCACUGGAGCUACAAUCCCGAGCCCUUGAACAGGUCAACUUAUCUCCUCGUGUCGUUCCUGGGAACUUUGCGAAUUACGGUCCAAUCCCGUCCCCAAGGCCGAGCCCGAAUGUUCGACUUUCACCAAGGCUUUCGUACAUGGGACUCCCGAGCCCGAGGACCCCCAUGGCUGCUGCUAACUGAUAAGGUUACGAACGCAAGUUAUGUUCGUUAUAUAUCGUGUUGGUCCCACUUCUUAACGACUCGGAAACAAAAACCGUGAGUAUUGGUCGUAUGUAAAUGAAGAUUGGGACCCACAAAACGAUGACGUGAUUCCUUAAUUUAAUUGUUUAUUUUUUUAAUCCUCUAAAUGACUUUGUAUCUUUUAUGACUUCCUUUUGGUGUUUUUUAUUUGAUAGUAUUGUAACCAGUAAAGUGUACAAGUUCUUUGUUUUGAAUAGCAUAAAGCUUACUCAUAUACAUUGAGAAUUCAAUGUAUAAAACAUUCAUUUUA
This is a messenger RNA of Cynara cardunculus var. scolymus (artichoke), 2327 nucleotides long. Its product is annotated as IQ domain-containing protein IQM1-like. The record is from RefSeq and is a predicted model, not a curated record. The transcript is spliced from 8 exons. NCBI's taxonomy places the organism in Eukaryota, Viridiplantae, Streptophyta, Magnoliopsida, Asterales, Asteraceae. The coding region runs from base 389 to 2017 and encodes 542 amino acids.